Eremothecium sinecaudum is the source of this 1110-nucleotide messenger RNA. It is a transcript of the gene MDH2, whose product is annotated as malate dehydrogenase MDH2. The transcript has a single exon. The record is from RefSeq and is a predicted model, not a curated record. Bases 1 to 1110 code for a protein of 369 amino acids. Gene Ontology annotation, molecular function: L-malate dehydrogenase (NAD+) activity. Gene Ontology annotation, biological process: carboxylic acid metabolic process; tricarboxylic acid cycle. Lineage: Eukaryota; Fungi; Ascomycota; Saccharomycetes; Saccharomycetales; Saccharomycetaceae. Gene Ontology annotation, cellular component: cytoplasm.
AUGCCAUACAUAGAGAGUUCAGAGAAAAAGGGUUCCGUUAAGGUGGCACUUUUGGGUGCUGCAGGUGGCAUAGGCCAACCAUUGACAUUAUUGUUGAAAACCCAAUUGGGGGCUAAAAUCCUAGGCCAGGAAAACAAGCAGUUGGAACUUGCCUUAUACGAUAUUGCGCCUAUUUUGGAGGGUGUUUCUGCAGAUGUUUCACAUGUCAACACUCCAGUGUUGUUAAAACACUAUAUUCCAAAGGAUAGAGACGACGAGAGUGCCCUCUCUGAGUGUUUGCAGGGCGCUAGCCUGGUUAUUAUCCCAGCAGGGGUUCCUCGUAAACCCGGAAUGUCACGUGAUGAUCUCUUUGCGAUUAACGCGGGUAUAAUUCGCACGCUUGCCAAGGGUAUUGCAGGAAAUUGUGAUCUAAGCAAGGUUUUCGUGCUUGUGAUUUCUAAUCCUGUGAACUCGCUUGUGCCUGUUAUGGUUGAGGAACUUGCUAAGGAGGCUAAGCGUCUAGAGAUCGCCGCUCCUGUGCAACGUCGUGUGUUUGGUGUCACCCACCUGGACGCUGUACGUGCUUCAACUUUCUUGCAGCAGCUAACCAACUAUUCAGGUAACCGGGUUCCAUCUGUCCCAGUUAUAGGAGGACAUUCUGGUGAAACAAUCUUGCCUUUGUUUGGCGAGGCUCAGAAGGAGCUUGGGUUCUCAGAUGAGCAGCUUGCCAAGUUGGUUCACCGGGUACAAUAUGGUGGUGAUGAAGUCGUUGAAGCUAAAAAAGGAGCUGGUUCCGCAACGCUUUCAAUGGCUUACGCCGGGUAUGAGUUUGCUUCAAACUUUGCUGACUUACUGUUGGGCACCGUUGACAAAAUCAAUGUCACAACAUUCAUUUCCUUAUUGGAUGCUGAUAAAGCUCCAGUUGCGGAAGGUGCUAGUGAGGUGCUAGAGGCUACCGACAAUACGGAAUACUUCGCUGUUCCACUUGAGGUUACCGCAGAGGAGGGUAUAGUCAAGAUAGAUACUUCUUUCUUGACUCAAUUAAAUGAAAACAAUACCAGGAAAUUGCUUACUGCCUGUAUCUCCGCCCUAAAGAAGAAUAUUGAGUUGGGCAUCACUUUCGCUAGUUGA